This is a messenger RNA of Macadamia integrifolia, 510 nucleotides long. RefSeq lists its product as uncharacterized. The coding region runs from base 1 to 510 and encodes 169 amino acids. The transcript has a single exon. Lineage: Eukaryota; Viridiplantae; Streptophyta; Magnoliopsida; Proteales; Proteaceae. Gene Ontology annotation, molecular function: 3'-5' exonuclease activity; nucleic acid binding. Gene Ontology annotation, cellular component: nucleus; cytoplasm. The record is from RefSeq and is a predicted model, not a curated record.
AUGAACGAAGACAACAUCACCAUCUUCGAACGCAACGAAAGUGAUACCCAUCGCGAUCAUCAAACCUUCAUUGUUAACGUAUUUGGCAUCAGGGUCUUCACAACCGUCACUCGCAAUGGCUGGGUUGUGAGGAAAUGGAUCUACAAAAUCCGUUACUAUCAUCGUUUCAGAAGGGAUCGGCUUGUGGUAGGUCUCGGUGUUCAAUGGCGUCCACCAAUGUCUAAUCAAGUUGCAACUCUGCAGUUAUGCGUUGGUCGCCAGUGUCUUAUCUUCCAAAUCUAUCACGCAAAAUCCAUCCCUCGAAUACUGAAGAGGUUCCUCUCCGAUGAUUCUACCACUUUUGUUGGGGUCAGGAAUUAUGAUGAUUCUGAUCUGCUGGAAAGGGAUCACAAACUGUCUGUGGAUCGUAUCUUGGAACUUGGGUCGGUUACAGACGACCUCAGCGGUGCUUCCAUGGAGAAGAUGGCGAGCAAAAACCUUGGUUUUCACGGAAUCAAGAAGCCUAGGUGA